CCGUGGUCGAACCAAGGGAUCAAGCAACGGGAGCAAUGGGCCAUGUCGAAGGCCCGAGCAGGAUAGGGAAGCCUUCUUGAACCCAUGAUGCCGAUCAUUGCAGGAACACCUCUUUCAAGUGCAAACCACACUUGUGCCUCGUGCGUGUCUCUCGGCGCAAAAGACAUAGCUAUUAUAUCCCUCUUCAGUAGUAUCAACUGCAGUCCUUAUGCUCCCAUCAGUCAGCGGAAUAAGAGCACUAAUAUCGUCAAUAUACGCGUCGGCCCCGCGCGGAAACAUAGUGCCUCCUCCCGGAAACCUGAACCGGUCCCCCUCGACUUGAAUCCAGUUCUGAACAGCCUUCUCAAUACUCAACUCCUUGUGAGGUAUAUUAGAGUACCACGCGUAAUCCCUGCUUUGUGGCCAUUUAAAGGGGCUCUUAUAGUUCGGUGGGGCCGGGAUAAGACACCUCAGCAGCUCGUCUUUCGUAGGGCAGUGCCUUUCCCUGUACUUGAGCAUGUCCCGGUCGAACUUCCGGCCUCUUUGCUGGUCUUCGCACGGAGUGUACUCGGCCGGAAUUUUUCGGUUGAAUCGGAAGAGUUGACUGCCAGCUGGUGGUGGGUCUCGAAGUCCAGCUGGUCGGGGAUUAUUGAUGAGGUGGCGGAUGAGGAGGAUUGUGGAAGAUGGGUUUUGAUGUUUUCGUUUUCGUUUUCGCAGUUGACUUUUGAGGAGGAGAAGUCGGUUUGGGUUGACUGGAUGGGGGAUCGACCUUGCCAAGCGCCUAAAAUGUAG
Molecule: messenger RNA, 771 nt
Organism: Striga asiatica
Lineage: Eukaryota; Viridiplantae; Streptophyta; Magnoliopsida; Lamiales; Orobanchaceae
Source: the annotation of a GenBank genome assembly